ACUGUCCAGGUGCAGGGAUCACAGAGAGGGGUGGGGGAGGCAAAGGGGAGGAAGGAGGAGGGUCAUUAUCCCCUUUGAGGGUGGAGCAAAAGGGGAGGCGAAGAAAGCGGAUGAAGCAUUUGAAGCUCAUAUUGACAUGUGGCUCUGUAGGCUCCUGUGUGCACAGCCAUGGAUGGUGUGUUGGAAGGCGCGGCUGUGUUGUGUGCAUGUAAACUGGCCUGCAGUCUACUCUUCCUGCCCUCAUUGGCCGACUCCUACAGUGCUGUCAGUUUCUGCUGCUGCUGCCUCCUCGUCUUCACAGACUUCCUGGUCACAGCUUUUCUGAGUUGCCUUUGCAUCUUUGACUCUUGGCUGACUGACUUGACUCCAUCAGGGGAUUUUAUUGCCCUGCGCUUCCUGCUCUUUCUCAGCCAAACCUAUGGAGCGGUGCUGCUGCUGACCGCACCUCUGAUCGCUGUGGAGACUGUGAUCAGACUCCUCUGGCCUUGUGUUGUCGUCCCUCUCAGGACAGCAAGGCGGACAGCAGGCUCUGAUGGACAGUGUUGUGAUGGGAAAGAGGAGGAAGAGGAAGACAGCAGCGGCUCAGAUGAAGACAUACGGUCUCAUGUUGUCGGCUACCUCUGCUGCCUGUCAGUGUGGGUCAUUGUCGCCCUCAAUGUCAGGGGGCAAUGGAAGCUGGAGGAAGUGUGGGCUGCUGCCUGUCUCCACACAAAUAGCUCCCUUGUCAGAUGUCUGCCCAGCCUCUUCAGCCCCAUUCCUAGCGGCAUAAAUCUCUGCUGGUCCAUGGGCUUCUUCCUCCUUCUGCUCCUGCUGACCACGAGCAGCACAGGCCUUCAAAGGAGACGCCAAGGCCAUUCGCUGAUGUUCAGAGUCUUCAAUAAAGGCGACUGUCACUGCCAAGAACUCAUUCCAGAGUCGUCCGCACCCCUCAAGCCUGUAAAACCAGGGAUGUUGGUGUCUGAGCCAGCACAGCAUGUUGACCCAGAGAAAACAGAGAGCAGCUGUACUGUUCAUACAGCCUGGAACAGCUGGCAGAUGUUGACAUGCAACCAUGGAGACUUUGUCCUUAUUUCCCCAAUGUGUUUGUCUGGAAAGAAGGGAAGUCAGGAGCAAGAAAUGGCAAGGAGAGAUGUAUCUGUGGCAUUUAUCACAGAGGAAAACGUGGACUCACAGUGCAGGAGCUGGUGUGGGUGGCGACAGUGGGGUUUUCCCAGCCUCGGGGUGAAUGUAAUGAUAGGGUUGGUAUGUGUGCUCUCCAUAUUUGCGCUGCCUCUCAACCUAAGCGUGAACGUUGUUCUCGUCAGGACUAUUGAGACUCUGCUGGAGCUGUGUAUCAAAUCUGUACUUUCAUCAAACAUAGCGGCAAACACAAGAGACACGUCUACCUCUGGUGAUGAAACACUCAUUUAACGCCAAACAAAUGGGGAGAGAAAGUGGAACCUGAUU
This is a messenger RNA of Pundamilia nyererei, 1446 nucleotides long. RefSeq lists its product as uncharacterized. Lineage: Eukaryota; Metazoa; Chordata; Actinopteri; Cichliformes; Cichlidae. The transcript is spliced from 3 exons. The coding region runs from base 169 to 1410 and encodes 413 amino acids. The record is from RefSeq and is a predicted model, not a curated record.